GGGACAGAUGUCUCGGGAUCUUUAACAUUUGGGAUGCUGCAAAUGCCGAAGUUAAAGGGAAUACCUCCGGGGAGGGCGGGCCGGGGGGAGGGCCGGCGGCCUGGACACGCGGGUCGUGCGGCUGCGGGUCCUGACCGGGGCGCGCGGGCGCGGGCGCGGGCUCGCGGCGCCGCAGCUCCGGGGGACAGCCGGGGAAACCCCGGGCCGCCUACACAUCCUGGGCCAGGCUGGGAAGGGUGUCCUGCCUCCCUGCCGGGUGCCCCCUCCCAGAGAGCAGCCAUGGAGAGUAAGGAUGAGGUCAGCGACUCGGACAGCGGUGUCAUCCUGCAGUCUGGGCCCGACAGCCCGGUGUCCCCGCUGAAGGAGCUGAAGGAGGCGAAGGAGCUGACCUACGCCAUGCGCAAGCAGCAGCGGGCCCUGGAGGAGCGCCUGGAGGCCUGCCUGGGGGAGCUGAGGAGGCUCUGCCUGCGGGAGGCGGAGCUGACGGGCAUCUUGCCAGCCGAGUACCCCCUCAAGCCCGGGGAGAAGGCCCCCAAGGUCCGCCGCAGGAUCGGAGCAGCGUACAAGCUGGAUGAGCAGGCCUUGCUCGGGCAGGACCCCCUGAGCAGCCUGGAGCAGGAGCUGGCCCUGCAGCUGCACAUCGCGGAGGCCGCGCGGCGGCUGAGCCGGGAGGAGAAGCUGGGCCGCCAGGCCCGCCGGCAGCGGAAGCACGCGGUGCUGCGGGAGGAGGAGAAGCUGCGGGCGCUGGAGCGCUGCCUGGGCGAGCAGCGGCGCCACCGGGGGUCCCUGCCCGCCGCCGCCCUGCCGCUGGGCCGAGAGCUCAGUGCUUCCGACGACAGCUCCCUGUCGGACAUGCUGCUUCCGGAGGAAGAGGACGCCCCGGUGCCAAAGCCGGCCCCAGCAUCCUCGCCCCAGAGCCCAGAGGGGCUGCCGGCCACAGGGCUUGAGACGGGGGUCCUGGACCGGGCCCCCAUCCAGAACGGCCCCUGGAAGGAGACCAGCCUGGACCGACCCUAUGAGAAGCCCGGGAGGACUUCGGACCCCACUAGCGAGUCUAGCAGCCCGGCCACCACGCCGCAGGACGGGCCCAGCACCUCCAGCCUGUGGCUGCUGGAACCUGCCUCCUACCACGUGGUCCCCGUCCGCAGGGCUCCUGGCCAGCGGCAGGGCCGGACCAGUGCCCCCACCACCCCAGACAUGCAGGGGAAGAGGGGCCAGUCGCAGUCUCUGAGGAUGGACUCCUUCCGGGCAGGUCCCCGCCGCCGCCCUACACACUACACAGUGACCGUGCCCAGUUCCUGCUGGCCCCUGAGUGGCCCCCCGCGGCCGCCUCACGCCCCCCACUCCUGCUCUGAGGACAGCAGCUCCGACGGCUCCAGCGUGUCCCACGCGCCCUCACCCGGCAGCAGCAGCCCCGACAUCUGUGCCCUGCGGCCGCUGUCCCCACCCAGGGCGCCCGGCCACCAUGGGGCCUGGGGCCCGGCAGCGCCCCAUCCAUCGCUGCUGCUGCCCCCCGGGCCCUGCCCGGCCGGGCGGUACGUGGUGGUGGCCGAGGGCUGCCUGCCGCCCAGCGAGCUGGACCUGGUGGCCCGUGAGGAGGAGGGGCUGGCCCUUCGUCUCCAGCAGCUGCAGCAGCUGCAGCAGCACGUGCGCCCCCGAGGCCGCCUGGCGCGCGCGCCCUCCCUCAAGGACAGCCCCGCCGGCCGGGCGCUCUGCCGGGCGGCCGUGAGCCAGGAGCUGCAGUCCUGGCAUGAGCGCGUCCGGCUGCGGAGCGCGCGCCCCCACUCGCUGGACCGCCACGGGGCCUUCCGCGUGCGCAGCCUGCCCCCUGGGCGGGGCCUGGGGCCCCGGACACAGGUGCCCACGGUGUGUGUGCUCCGCAGAUCACCUGAGGGGGCCCCUGUGCAGGUCUUCGUACCCGAGAACGGAGAGAUCAUCAGCCAGGUGUAGGCGUGGCCAGGUGUGCCCUGUGCUGCGCGGGCUGCUCCUGGGGGGCCGAGACCCCACCUCCUGUGCCUUCUGCAGCUCCCCGUCCCUGUCGCGGGUCGACGACCUGGAGCUGAGACUUCCCUUUUCUACUAGUUUUUGUUCAGAAGUACCGAGGGCGUAUAGUGUCCUGUACUCGAGAUCCCUGUCACGUGGUGAUGCCGGACCGAGGCCUUGUCCGUCUGUCUGCCCGACAGCGUCUCCUUAUGCAAGAUGGGGCGGGACACAGGCAGACAAGGCUGUGUCGGUCCCCAAAUGCUCGCCCUCUGAUUCUGAGACUACCCCUGGGGAACAGCCUGGCCCCCCUGACCCCUGUGCUGUGUGCACACCCCUCCCCGUCUCCCAGCUCUCUGGGUGCCUCGGGGUGCCGGGCUGGGGAGCCUCCUCCCCCUACAAUGUGCUCUGUGACGCACACGCCAAGUGGGGGACAGAGGUCUGUCCAGGUGGAGGACUGUCUUCCUUGGCCCUUACUUUCCUGAGCCCUUGAAUCCUGUGCAGGGCCCCAGGCAUGUCCACUUGGGGCCUGUGGGCUCCCGGAUUCUCCCGACCUCUGAGCCUUGAGUCUGAGGCCUCACCAGGUCAGCCUCAGGAGCCCCCGCUGGAGAACAGCUCAAGCUGAAGACCGACACGGGACGGAUGUUGCAGAGGGGCACCACCGUGUGGCACCUCUGAGGCCCAGGCGGGGUCACAGCCCCUUGCAGUCCACGCGCCGCCCUGCGUCAGCCCUGAGACCGGACGUCCUGGCCCUAAUCAGACGGGAGCACCCGCCCGAACAGCGUCAUGAACUGUCCCAGCCGCUGAGACCUGAGGGGGCCUGGAGCUGCUGGCUCAGACCAGAGGGGGUCCCUGCCCCGGACGCGGGGUCUCUGCUGCGAGGAGAGCCCUGGGUUCUGACUUCACCCACGCAGACCCUUCCCUCCGAGUUCCCUGGACUCGGUCGUGCAGCUGCAGCUUCCGAGAAAUGGGUGCCUAACUGCGAGACCCGUCCUCCCAGCUGGACAGCGGGGUUGCCCACCGCACGGGCGGGUGCGGAGGGCAGAGCCCAGGCGGCCGGCGCAGAGUCGGGGGGAGGGGCAGCCCUGCAUGUCGACUGUCCCACUUUGGAUGCUGUGUUCGGUGUGUCCCCAAGCCCCUCCCCAGACCCAGCCAUCUCCCUCCGGGUGUCCUCUGGUGUGCCGGGCCAGGACACGACUGAGCGCCCACUGCCCACACACCUGAGCGUCCUGUAUGUUAACUUAUUGGUCCCGUGUGAUGCCCGGCCACGUCCGCA
Messenger RNA from Molossus molossus (Pallas's mastiff bat), 3256 nucleotides. RefSeq names its product innate immunity activator (gene INAVA). The transcript is spliced from 10 exons. Gene Ontology annotation, biological process: positive regulation of protein ubiquitination; adherens junction maintenance. The record is from RefSeq and is a predicted model, not a curated record. Lineage: Eukaryota; Metazoa; Chordata; Mammalia; Chiroptera; Molossidae. The coding region runs from base 34 to 1950 and encodes 638 amino acids.